This is a messenger RNA of Carassius gibelio (silver crucian carp), 795 nucleotides long. RefSeq names its product potassium inwardly rectifying channel subfamily J member 20 (gene kcnj20). The record is from RefSeq and is a predicted model, not a curated record. Gene Ontology annotation, molecular function: inward rectifier potassium channel activity. Gene Ontology annotation, biological process: regulation of monoatomic ion transmembrane transport; potassium ion import across plasma membrane. NCBI's taxonomy places the organism in Eukaryota, Metazoa, Chordata, Actinopteri, Cypriniformes, Cyprinidae. Gene Ontology annotation, cellular component: plasma membrane.
AUGGCCGUGAACAUGGGCAGUCAAUGUGCAACAAAGGGACCCAGUAUCUGCGCCAUUACCAAGGCUGAGCUGGUGCUAAUGAGCCGUUACUCUUUACGUGAGCCAAAUGUUCUUCAAUGUUGCCACUAUGCUCUUAGCGUUCCCAACAUGACAAACCUGCACAAGUCUCUGUGCAGCAGUCCAUCCCACAGUACUCUUUGCAUACCUAUACCGGACGUAGACUGCAAAGUUAAAGCACACAAAAAGCUAAUAGAGAGAGAGAAAACAAAGAAUUCUGCUUGCCAACCAGAGCUUCGUGAACAAUGCCAUUUCAUAUCCAAAGAUGGAAAGUGUAGGAUAGACUUGGCACAUAUGGCUAAGAGAGAAUGGUUCCUGGUUGACAUUUUCAUUUCUUUUGUGGACCUUCAUUAUAAAUGGUUUCUUUUCCUGUUUAUGAUAUGCUACUCAUUCACCUGGUUUAUUUUCACAAGGCUUUACACGCUGAAUGCAUUCUUGCAUGGAGAUCUUGAAGUUCCUGGUAACGCUGAUGUGUGCUACCCAAUAUUUACAUUUAUGCAUUUAGCAGAUGCUUUUAUCCAAAAUGAUUUGCAGUGCAUUCAGGCUACACAUUAUUUUACAGUAUGUGUGUUCCCUGGGAAUAGAACCCACAACUUUUUGUGCUGCUAACGCAAUGCUCUACCAAUGAGCCACAGGAACACUAUAAUAUAAUAAUAUCUGUAAUAUAGACGGAUCUGUGUUAGCAUUGAUCUUCUUGGUAGAAACUCAGAGGACUAUUGGCAAUGGUGCUCGCAUGGU